GGGGCCUCGCUGCCCGCCGUCCUCAUGGCCCUGCUGCUCGUGGGGCUCCUGCUGCUCCUGGGGCUCUGGGGGCUGCUCCGAGCCCACACCCGCACCCCCUCCCCAGCCCCUCGCUGGCCCCCUGGGCCACGCCCACUGCCGCUCAUCGGAAACCCGCACUUGCUGGGCGUGUCACAGCAGGACCGGUCACUGAUGGAGCUUUCGGAACGGUACGGGCCGGUGUUCACUGUGCACUUGGGGCGCCAGAAGACAGUGGUGCUGGCCGGCUACGAGGCUGUGAGGGAGGCCCUGGUGGGCACCGGGUCAAAGCUGGCCGACCGACCCCCCGUCGCCAUCUUCCAGCUUAUCCAGGGCGGUGGGGGAAUCUUCUUCUCAUCGGGGGCACGCUGGAGGGCCGCCCGCCAGUUCACUGUGCGCACCCUCCAUGACCUGGGCGUGGGGAGGGAGCCCAUGGUCGACAAGAUCCUGCAGGAGCUGAGGUGCCUCAUGGGGCAGCUGGACAGCUACGGAGGCCGGCCCUUCCCCCUGGCCCUGCUCGGCUGGGCCCCCUCCAACAUCACCUUCACACUCCUCUUCGGCCGGCGCUUCGACUACCAGGAUCCCGUGUUCGUGUCCCUGCUGAGGCUUAUCGAUGACGUCAUGGUCCUCUUGGGGACCCCCAGCCUGCAGCUGUUCAACAUGUACCCCCGGCUCGGGGCUCUCCUCCAGCUGCACCGGCCUGUCCUUCGGAAGAUAGAGGAGGUGCGAGCCAUCCUGAGGACCCUCCUGGAGACAAGGCGGCCCCCCGCCCCCGGGGCAGGCCCCGUGCAGAGCUACAUGGACGCCCUGAUCCGGCAGGGCCAGGGGAAAGACCCCCACGGCCUGUUUGCCGAGGCCGACAUGGUGGCCUGUGUUCUCGACAUGGUCAUGGCCGGCACAGAGACCACCUCCGCCACGCUGCAGUGGGCCGCCCUCCUGAUGAGCAGGCACCCGAGUGUGCAAGGUGAGCCCCCAGCCUCCCUUUCCAGCACGCGUCGGUGGGCGGGGUCCCCCAGGGCCCGGGGGGGCCGGGGCUCGCAGGGGACGCGGGCACCCACCGUCUCGCCCGCAGGCCGGGUGCAGGAGGAGUUGGACCGGGUGCUGGGGCCCGGGCGCCCCCCCCGGCUGGAGGACCAGCGGUCACUGCCCUACACCAGCGCCGUGCUGCACGAGGUCCAGCGCUCCAUUACUCUCCUGCCCCACGUGCCGCGGUGCAUGGCGGCUGACACCCAGCUGGGCGGCUACCUGCUCCCCAAGGGCACACCCGUGAUCCCUCUGCUGAGCUCGGUGCUCCUGGACAAGACGCAGUGGGAGACCCCUCGCCAGUUCAACCCGGGUCACUUCCUGGACGCCGACGGGCGCUUUGUGAAGCGGGCAGCCUUCCUGCCCUUCUCUGCAGGCCGCCGCGUCUGCGUAGGGGAGAGCCUGGCCAGGUCGGAGCUGUUUCUGCUGUUCGCCGGCCUCCUCCACAGGUACCGCCUGCUGCCCCCACCGGGCCUCAGCCCUGGCGCCCUGGACACCACGCCCGCCCCGGCCUUCACCAUGCGGCCGCCAGCACAGGCCCUCUGCGCGGUGCCCAGACACGGGGGCUCUGCCCAAGCAGACCCGGGGAGGGUCUGAGUCACUCUCCCAGGUCCCAGCUUGGGGUGCGUUGUGGAUGAUGGAGGCCGGACAAACGGGUGGACAGCCCUCACUGUGCCCCUUGCCGGGCUCUUUGCCGUGGCCCCCGGAACCCCACCUGGGCCCGAUCAUGCUCUUUCGGGGGCCCAGCCCCCUGCCAAGCUCCCUUGCCCCGGGGCAUCUCUACCCCUCCUCCUCCCGUCUCCCCGGGGCAGCCGGACCCCCUCCCCACCCUCCGCCCCCAGACCCCUUGGGCGGCAGCGCUGCCUCGGUCUGCGCUCAGGUCCCCCCCAAACCUCAGGGUGCCUCCCGUUCCCCAGUGGAGAAGUGCCCCCUUCCUGCACCCCACGUCUCCCGGGCUCCCGAUGCCUCCUCUCCCCACCCACCUACCCUCCAUGCUGCCCCCAUCAGGUUCCCCUCGGGGCCACUUGCUCUUGGGGUGCGGGGAGGCGGCAGGUGGCAGGGUGACACCCACCUAGAGACCGGCCUCAGACCCGUGUUCCCAGCUUGCUCU
Neofelis nebulosa (Clouded leopard) is the source of this 2152-nucleotide messenger RNA. RefSeq names its product cytochrome P450 2W1. Gene Ontology annotation, molecular function: oxidoreductase activity, acting on paired donors, with incorporation or reduction of molecular oxygen, reduced flavin or flavoprotein as one donor, and incorporation of one atom of oxygen; heme binding; iron ion binding. Bases 25 to 1638 code for a protein of 537 amino acids. Gene Ontology annotation, cellular component: intracellular membrane-bounded organelle; cytoplasm. The record is from RefSeq and is a predicted model, not a curated record. The transcript has 8 exons. Gene Ontology annotation, biological process: xenobiotic metabolic process. NCBI's taxonomy places the organism in Eukaryota, Metazoa, Chordata, Mammalia, Carnivora, Felidae.